AUGCCCUCUUGCUUAGCCAAUAAGCCAAUACCCACAAAUGCAAACACAGACUUCAUCAAAAAAUCAUGUACCAUCACAUUGUACCCUCAAUUAUGCUACGACUCCCUCUCAAUCUUUGCGGACAAAAUCAAAACUAGCCGCAAAAACUUAGCCACCUUUGCCAUCUCUGUUACCCUCUCAGCCGCCCAAUCAGCCUCAGAUUUCGUGACAAAGCUGUCAAAGAGUCCGGGCCUGAGCCCCGUGGAGGCUUCAGCCCUAGCUGACUGUGUCGAACUAUCGGGCGACUCAGUGGAUGAGCUCAGCCGUUCCUUGAAAGAGAUAGCUAAUACUAAUUUUGGAGACCCCAACUUUGGUAGAGAAGUAAAUGAUAUUCAGACUUUUGUUAGUGCUGCAUUGACAGAUUUUGUUACUUGCUUUGAUGGCAUUUCUAAGAAAGCAAGUGGGCAAGUCAAGACUAAAGUCGGGACGCAAGUUUUGAACGUUGAGCAUUUGGCUAGUAAUGCCUUGGCUUUUAUCAGCAGCUAUGGUACAGGUCCCCAGACAACCUCACCAUAA
Molecule: messenger RNA, 555 nt
Organism: Camellia sinensis
Lineage: Eukaryota; Viridiplantae; Streptophyta; Magnoliopsida; Ericales; Theaceae
Source: RefSeq, a predicted model, not a curated record